GUUAAACAGUUGGAUCAUGCAACUGACUUUGAUAUUUGGAUUAAUCGAAAUAACAGUGGCAGGUCAGUUAUGUAUGAACUGCAGGGACUUAAACAGCCCCCACGAAUGCUACUUGGUGACCAGAUGUGGGAAUCACCAGCAAUGCUACAUUGAAAAGUAUGUUAGACACAACGCCAUUUAUUAUGACUUGGGAUGUAAAAGUAAUGUUGUCUGUAGCAGCAUAGGUGGACCUCAAACAUCAAUAGUUGGAAGAAGGAACGUUAUGGUCAAGGAAGGUGCUCCCGAUUCGUUUGAAGUUGAUUUUGAUGAGGAUGACGACGGUAGAUUUCCUGUUUGUGAAUCUUGCUGUAACACUACUGCUUGCAACAACGGAGGUUCUUGUGGAGUUGCAGAUUAUGAUUAUCACAAUGGACGCAUGUGUUUCAACUGCAAAGAGUUAUCAAAUCCCAACGACUGUGACCAAGUUACUUGGUGCGAUCAAGAUAGUCAUUGUUACACGAGCGAAAUCACGUCUGGUACUGGAACAGCUAACAGUCACAAAAUAUACCAUUCUGCAUGUACUGGACAAUCAAGGAUGUGUGGGUACUCCGAUGAGAAUUUUAAGUAUAGCUGUUGUCAAACAAAUCUGUGUAACAACCAGAUCAGCAGUCAGCAAUCUCAAUUCGUUCCUAUUCCUACGACAAAAACAACAACGACAACAAAACCAACAACGACAACAACAACAGCA
Molecule: messenger RNA, 727 nt
Organism: Magallana angulata
Lineage: Eukaryota; Metazoa; Mollusca; Bivalvia; Ostreida; Ostreidae
Exons: 7
Source: RefSeq, a predicted model, not a curated record